CGCUCCAUCCAAACUCCAAGCCCUAACACGUACUCCUACAUUAGUAGUUAAUCAACGGACAUAUCGAUUAAUCUAUAGGCAUCUACGGCCAAUGUCGUCUCUGCUGUGGCGUUCUGCCGCCGCCGCCGCCCGACGGCAGCUCGGCCGGCCGCCCUCCCCGAGGACGACGAUUCGCUCCAUGGCCUCCUCCUCCUCCUCCUGCUCCUCAUCGGAGAAAACAAAGCAGGGAGCAGGCUGGCUCAUCAUUGCCAACAUCCUUAUAUUUAAUGCGUGGAUCUAUAGCCUGAACAACAAGACCAAUGCGCACACGGAGGAGAUGAGGAGCGUCCGGCAGGAGAUUCAGAGGCUGCAGGCGUCCAACGCCGAGCUCAAGCGCGAUCUCGCAAACCGAGCAAAUUGAGAGAUAUUUGCGCGCUACUUGCCGCGUAGCGUUGGUGCAUUGCACGCGCAUAAUUGCUAGUUAUUAAUACUAGUAAAUGCGCACGUGCAAUGCACGUGUAAUCUUAAGAUUUGUUUUUGUUCAUUCUAGUUAGCACUUAUAUGCUUAUCGCCAUGUUCAGGGUGUAAUAAUGCACGAUGCAUCAUCUUGGGGGUAUAAUAAUGUACAAUGCAACAAAGUCUA
Molecule: messenger RNA, 622 nt
Organism: Triticum aestivum (bread wheat)
Lineage: Eukaryota; Viridiplantae; Streptophyta; Magnoliopsida; Poales; Poaceae
Exons: 2
Coding region: 92-400 (102 amino acids)
Source: RefSeq, a predicted model, not a curated record